This is a messenger RNA of Aaosphaeria arxii CBS 175.79, 1011 nucleotides long. RefSeq lists its product as uncharacterized. NCBI's taxonomy places the organism in Eukaryota, Fungi, Ascomycota, Dothideomycetes, Pleosporales. The annotation marks the transcript as partial. The transcript has a single exon. Gene Ontology annotation, molecular function: protein binding. The record is from RefSeq and is a predicted model, not a curated record.
CUUCCAACGGAGCUCGUGGAGGCGAUAGCAAGCUAUUUACCAUUAACAGAUUUCCGCCGUCUCCGCCUCCUCUGUUCUUCCUUAACUCAGCAGGUUCAUCACCAGUUCAAGCAUCGAUUCUUCCAACAGCACACCCUCGAUUGGACCGUUGCUGGCUUUCAAACUCUCUCUAAUAUUGUCAACGACGACCAGUUCAGGUCUUCUUUGCAAUCCAUCGUCAUCGUUUCCACGCCACUGCAACAGAUGCGGUUAUGGAUGGCGUCAAGACGAGCGGUUGCAAGUUUAUAUCCUGGGCCUCAGACGGAGCCCAGUGAAGAAGAGAUACGGCUCACAGACGAAACUAAUAAGGCUGCAAAGUUCUGGAAUGAAUCGCGGCACGACUAUACUAGCCUUACUGCUACCUUUGAGAGACUCAGAUCCAUUGACUCCAUUGUUUUUGCAUAUGACGGCAUGGAUAAAACGUGGAGCAAAUUUGGGCGAUUCUAUUGCGAGCGGAGCACAAACGAGAUGAGCCGACCCUUUAUCGUUACCAUGGCCGCAAUCGCAGAAUCUCACUUUCAUGUGCGAACGAUGACUAUGCAUGAGGAAAAGAAAUAUGGGGCAGUUGGUAUAGGACGACUCGAAUCUCUCGCACCAAGGUUGUCAACACUCCAGGAUGCUCUCGGCCACAUUCAAACUCUGCGACUUAAUUUGCGGGACUGGCGUUCUCCCGAGGAGGGCUUCGAUCCUCCAGUAAGAAGAACGCCUUUCGUUGUCAGAUUUCUUUCCUGCUUUAAGAAUCUUCGAUCUUUCGAGUUCUCAUGCUAUAGUAGUCUCGAGGACAAUAUCUUCUCGGAAAUGGCGACGCACUGUAAAUUCCCGUACCUAGAACGUUGUGACCUUGGACUCAUUCGCCUGGUCUCCAUGGACGAUCUUUUCAACUUUCUCAACCCAGCGAAGGGUCAUCUACGUAGUCUUACGCUGAGCAACAUGGUUCUCCGAGAUGAAACGGUAUCCUGGUCGGACCUCUUG